Fusarium pseudograminearum CS3096 is the source of this 1608-nucleotide messenger RNA. RefSeq lists its product as uncharacterized. The coding region runs from base 1 to 1608 and encodes 535 amino acids. Lineage: Eukaryota; Fungi; Ascomycota; Sordariomycetes; Hypocreales; Nectriaceae. Gene Ontology annotation, molecular function: flavin adenine dinucleotide binding; oxidoreductase activity, acting on CH-OH group of donors. The transcript has 2 exons. The record is from RefSeq and is a predicted model, not a curated record.
AUGCGUUUCUCCUCCAUCUCCAAUCUCGGCCUCGUCGCUCUGUCGACUUCGGUUAUCGCUGCUAAGCCCAACGAUACCUACGAUUACAUCGUCGUCGGAGGUGGCCCUUCAGGCAUCAUCACUGCCGAGCGACUCUCUGAGGCUAACAAGAAGGUGCUUCUUCUCGAGCGUGGCCAAAGAGGCCCUACUAUCAACACUGGAUCUAACCACUCUCUCCCCUGGGAUAAGUCCUUGACUCCCAUCGACGUCCCUGGUCUUUCUGCCGCUGUCGGUGGCCUGGAUAUCUGGAAUGAGUACAUGUGCACCGACACUGCCGGUCUGGCUGCCUGUGUUCUCGGUGGCGGUGUUACUGUAAACUACAUGGUUUUCGUGCACCCUCCCGAGCGCGACUUCAACGACAAGUGGCCUAAGGGAUGGAAAUGGAACGAUGUUGCGCCCGCUGCUGAGAGAUUGUAUGCUCGCAACCCCGGUACCACUGUGCCUUCCAAGGACAACAAGCGCUAUGACACUGGUCUUUACAAUACUCUAUCCUCGUUCCUUAGCAAGGCUGGAUGGAAGUCUGUUGAUAUGCUCAAGCAGCCCAACGAGAAGCACCAGGUCUACAGCUGGCCUUCAUGGAACGUCCAGAACUCUCUCCGAGCUGGACCCGUCAGGACUUACCUUCCUCUCGCUGAGAAGCGCGACAACUUUAGCCUUCAAAUGGGCACCAAGGUCAUCCGCGUUGUCCGAUCCGGCUCUCGCGCCACUGGCGUUGAGGUAGAGACCGUCGAAGGCAAGAAGCAGAUCAUCAACCUUUCCAAGAACGGCCGCGUCGUUCUGUCUGCCGGUGCCAUGUCCACUCCCCGCCUUCUGUUCAACUCUGGUAUCGGCCCCAAGAAGCAGAUCCUCAACGCCAAGAAGUCUGGUGUCACUCUCCCUGCCCAGCGAAACUGGAUCGACCUUCCCGUUGGUAAGGAGAUCCAGGACCACCCCAUCUUUGCCAUCAACGUCAAGACCGAUGGCAAGUGGGGCAUGCUCGACACCGACAGUGUUCUUAACGGUACCGACACCAAGAAUAUCAAGAUCUUUGAGGAUAAGGCCUCCGGUGUUUUGACCCAGGGUCGUCACCGUCUGAUCUUCUUCACUUCUCGCAAGGGAAUUGAUGGCAAGACUCGCUACUUCCAGGGCUCUACCUCUGCUGCUGGUGACGGUGUCAUCUCCAUCAAGGUUUACCUUACUCACGGCUCUACCUCUUCCGGUGUCCUGGGACUUGAUCAGAAGGGAAACACUGUUUUCGAGAAGACACCUUACCUGACCACCAAGGCCGACACUGAGGCUUCUAAGGCUUUCCUUGAGGAGUUUAUCGCUUCCAUCACUGACAAAUCUACUGGCUACACCCUUGAGGGCAACAAGACCAUCGAUGAUCUUCUUGAGAAACCUGACCAGGGAAACCAUUUCAUCGGUUCUGCCAAGAUUGGUUCCGUCGUUGACACCAACACCAAGGUCUUUGGAAUGGACAACCUUUUCAUUACCGAUGCUAGCAUUCACCCCGACCUUGCCACUGGCAACAUUCAGACCAUUGUCAUGGUUACCGCCGAGGCUGCUGUUGCCAAGAUUCUGGCCUGCUAA